AUGGCUUUCGCACCACACUGGUUUGCGGGACCCGACGGCGAUCCCGUGAAUGGCCGCGGACGUGUUACGAACACCAGUUUGACAAGCUUGGGGAAGCCGGGGUACAUGUACCCAUGGGCGUUCAAGAUAUAUGUGCUCGCAUACAAAUUCGAGACGGACGAAUCUGAAGUUGGGUUCAAGGCCACUUUCAUAGACGUUGAGAUGAAAGACUACCUCCAUGUCGUCGACUGGUUCCUGAACCAUCCUCUCAAUCCAUGCAUCAGCGAUACCGGGCGAACUUCAGUCGACAUGCUACCUGCAAUCAAAAUCAACAGUUUAACAGAUUGUUACGCCUUUGAACUGGGGAAAUACAACGAAGUCAAUGUGAGAUCAGCUGUCUAUCGGAGAGAGUACCAAUGGCCUUCACCUCUAGCCUUCAUGGUUGGGCUUCCUUGGAUUUGUCGUAUGACUGCCUCGACGAAUGAGCUGUUCCGGGCUCACCAUAACACAAUCUUCGACCAAAAGUUACUCGAAAAUCCCGAAGCGCGGGUGCUUGCAGCAUUGUACUACGAUUCCGCCGUAGAUUCCGAAGGUGAACCUAUCCUUCGCGCCGUACCUCCUAACAGAUGCCUCUCGAACAUCAAGUUCCAGGCCAAUCCGGGGACAGUGAUGAUCAUGCAUAUCAACGGCGCGUGCAUUCUUAUCGAGCACGUCAAGGUUUUCACAGACUUUAUGGACCUUAUCAUGAACCUGAGCGCCGGGUUCAACCAUGUGAACAAGGCAAUGUUCCAGUUCCACUGGGACACUAGGAAGAGGUUGAAUGACGUGAAGGGGUUAGACCUGACUAAUAUUCCUUCCCCGUACAAGAUGAGCACUUCCAUCCUAGGUCGUGGGAACCCAGUGUUUGGUCCUGACGUGGAGAUGUGGAGGAAGGGUUUCGAGAAACUCAAUAGUGAGACUUAG
Molecule: messenger RNA, 942 nt
Organism: Neoarthrinium moseri
Lineage: Eukaryota; Fungi; Ascomycota; Sordariomycetes; Amphisphaeriales; Apiosporaceae
Exons: 1
Coding region: 1-942 (313 amino acids)
Source: RefSeq, a predicted model, not a curated record